Molecule: messenger RNA, 977 nt
Organism: Cucumis sativus (cucumber)
Lineage: Eukaryota; Viridiplantae; Streptophyta; Magnoliopsida; Cucurbitales; Cucurbitaceae
Product: auxin-responsive protein SAUR78
Exons: 1
Coding region: 117-494 (125 amino acids)
Biological process (GO): response to auxin
Source: RefSeq, a predicted model, not a curated record
UCUAAAACCCCCAAAUUUACACAAACACAUCCAUCUUUUAUUCCAAUUCUAUUUCUCUAAAUUCUCUAUAUUCUCUAUAUUCUCUAUAUUCUCUAUAUUCUCCAUUCCCUGCCUCCAUGGCCAAGCUCGGUAAGCUCACUAAGCUCAAAUCCGCCAUCAAACGAUGGCCUUCCAUCUCCAAACUCUCCCGCGCCACCACCCCCACCUCCUCCUCUGCCGUUUCCAACGCCACUCUCGAUAACGACAACCACAACCACAACCACCAUCUCCACCCCGUCUUCGUUGGCAGGUCCCGACGCCGCUACCUCCUCUCCUCCGACGUCGUCCACCACCCCCUCUUCCAAGAGCUAGUCGACAAGUCGUCCCCCAAUUCGGAGGAGCAAGGUCUUGUGAUCUCUUGCGAGGUUGUUCUGUUUGAGCACUUGCUGUGGAUGCUUGAAAAUGCCGCCACCCAAUUGGGGUCUGCCGAUGAGCUCGUCCAAUUCUACACUUAGAAUUGUGGUAUAUAUAAUCAUAAUCAUAAUAAUAAGAAUAAUAAUAAUAUCAUUGUUGCCUUAUUAUUGUUGUUGUUAAAAAGAAAAAAAAAAAAAAGAAAAAAAGAAAAAAAAGAAAACUAAAUUAACCCAUUUGAUUAAUUUUAGUUUUAGUGUGCGUUUGGAAGAAAAAACAGAGAGUUCUCCAAAGCUUCAUUUUUCUCUUUUAGUUUGUUGGUAUGAUAUAUUUAUUCUGGGAACGUUUGAGUGUUGAUUAUUUUUCAGAAUGAAAGAGUGAAAAAGCCGAAUGCUAAAAAAACCAAGGUAGCUCAGCUUGCGGCUAAAUGUAUAACUUUUUGCUUUCUUUCCCCCCACAGAAACAGCUUCUCCUUGACACUUUAUGUCAUGUAAUACAUAUUUCAAUGCUUCAUCCUACCCUCAAUCUUUUGUAAAGGAUUUAAUCCACUUUACUAGCAUCAAUCAACUUUUUUAUUUCACUUCUAA